Phytophthora sojae is the source of this 1233-nucleotide messenger RNA. RefSeq lists its product as hypothetical. The coding region runs from base 1 to 1233 and encodes 410 amino acids. Lineage: Eukaryota; Oomycota; Peronosporomycetes; Peronosporales; Peronosporaceae. The transcript has a single exon. The record is from RefSeq and is a predicted model, not a curated record.
AUGCCCAAGAAGGACUGGUUCGCGGAAAAUCCCUACCCGGGUCUGCGCCUGUCGGAGGACGUCAAACACCAGUUGGGCGACCUCGUGAACGAGUUCCUGGAGGGGUACUUCCGGAAGUACGAGGAGUUCGUCUCCAUCGACAACCGGCGGGUGGACGAGCAGCGCUGGAAGCACCUCAAGUCCAAGAACGACCUGCACGUGUACGAAGAGCGCUGCUGUCGGGAGAGCGAGGCUAACAUGGAGCCGUGGAACCCUCGGACUUCGCAGUGCAGUCCGGCUUCGACAAAGUCGGCUAUGCCUGCAAUGCUGCGAGUCGGAACGGUUCCCGGCCGCCUGGACGACCUCAUGUUCGGUGUCGUGAACCCGACGCUGGAUGCGAUGCGAGUCAGGGCCUCGUACGUCCACGACGUCGACGCUGCUGCGAUCUUGUGCCCGAUCGUCGAGCCCAGCAAGGAAGAGCCGUUCCGUUCGCUGAUUGUCAAGUGGCUCGCCAUCGACAACCCGUUCGAGUCCACGAACCUCAUGAAGACGCGUGACCUCGUGUACGUCGAGGCGACUGGCAUUCUCCACUUGUCUAAUGGUGAUCGGGUCGGCUACCACCUGAAGCACUCGAUCGAGUUCCCGCAGACGAAGCCGCAACCGAACGUCAUCCGCGCCAAGCUGUCGUACUGCAGCUUCUACCGCCAGAUCCACGCCAACGUCAUCGACGUGUUCGGCACUAGCACGAUGGUCCCAGGGGGCAACGUUCGGCGCUUCAUAUCGACUCGAGUUGCGGCUGAGACUCUCCUUUCGACCUCGAACCUCGUAUUCUGCGCUCAGAUGAAGAAAAUGUCGUGGAUCCUCGAGCAGCAACGCUCAGCCGUGGGAUUUCAACGAGAGCAGAACAAAUGCUGCGUCAUGUGCAGCAAGACCACCUCGUCCGGGUUCAUGGGGAGACUCGGGAAGAGCACGUGCAAUUUGUGCUACGGCUCUGUGUGCUACUCGUGCAAGAUCAACUGGCGCAUCAGCUUCAUCGCACUGGGUGAGAAGCUGGUCCAACGUAAGAUCGCAUUCUGCGCCACGUGUAUCAGCAAAGCGUCGAUCUGUGACGCCAAGCAGGUCGCUAGAGACCAAGCUACGGGGUGCCGCGCCGACAAGGCUGUAUCUACCGCCUCUCAUUCGGGUACGGUGGAAGAAUCGGAAUUUUCGGCCGACUCGCAUUUUGACCCAGCGGAAGUGUCAGAAUGUGUCUGA